This is a messenger RNA of Nicotiana attenuata, 1195 nucleotides long. RefSeq lists its product as uncharacterized. NCBI's taxonomy places the organism in Eukaryota, Viridiplantae, Streptophyta, Magnoliopsida, Solanales, Solanaceae. The annotation marks the transcript as partial. The transcript is spliced from 2 exons. The record is from RefSeq and is a predicted model, not a curated record.
AUGUGGGAUGGUAGAGCUUGGGAGGGGGAAGUAUGUGGGGUGGGUGCUCAUUCUAUUACUUGUAAAUUUCUUGGCAAGACUCAGGACUAUAUAUGGCAUCUAUCAGCUGUAUAUGCUCCCAAUGAUAGAAGGGAUAGGGAAGAAGUGUGGUGGGAGUUGGCAGGGGUAAGGGGCCUCUUUUCUGGUCCAUGGGUGGUGUGUGAGGAUUUUAACAAUGUGAGAUAUCCUUCGGAAAAAAAAAAUUGUUCCAGAAUCUCAAGAGGAAUGAUGGAUUUCUCAAAUUUCAUUGAAGAUAUGGAGUUGGUAGAUAUGCAGCUAGCAGGGGGGAGUACACUUGGGAAGAAAGGGGAGUUCAGAAGCAUCAAACAGCAGAGGUUGCAAAGGGAGAAAUCAGAUCAUUUUCCAUUGAUGCUCAAAUGUGGAAGAUGGGAACCAGUCAAAUCAUACUUUAAGUUUGAAAAUUGGUGGUUACAGGCUGAGGGAUUUAAAGAAAGAAUUGAAGAAUGGUGGAAUUCCUUUUUUUAUGAAGGGAGACCAGACUUUAUACUGGUCUCUAAACUCCAAGCUUUGAAGACCAAGCUCAAAGAAUGGAGCAGAACCUUGCAAGGCAACCUAGCUUUGCAGAAGGCAAGUGUUCUCAGUCAACUUGCAGAGAUUGAAGGAAUUCAUGAUCAAAGGAGCCUGACUGAAGAAGAAAUCCUCUCAAAGAACUCAUUAUCACUGGAGUUUGACGAGAUUGCUAGUAAUGAAGAAGUAGAAUGGAGGCAGAGGUCCAGGGCUUUAUGGCUAAAAGAGGGAGACAAGAACACCAAGUUCUUUCACAGAACAGCUAAUGCUCAUAGAAGAUACAAUAAUAUAGAUCAACUGGUGGUAGAAGGGGAGUCUUUACAGGCUCCAGAAGACAUCAAAAGGGAGGUUAUCAGAUACUAUAAGAAGCUGUACACAGAGGAAGAAGAAUGGAGACCAACAGGGCCCAAUAGCAUCCAUCAAAUGAUUACAGAGGAGGACAACCUAAUGCUACAAAGCCCAUUUGGAGAACAGGAAAUAUGGGACAGUGUUAAGGCAUGUGCAGGGGAUAAAGCACCAGGACCAGAUGGUUUUUCAAUGGCUUUUUUUAACAAAUGCUGGGUAGUGGUAAAAAAGGAUGUUGUAGCAGCAGUCCAGAACUUCUAUGAGCAGGAAAUAUUUGAGAAGA